Messenger RNA from Athalia rosae (coleseed sawfly), 7781 nucleotides. Its product is annotated as cholesterol transporter ABCA5-like. The transcript has 24 exons. Gene Ontology annotation, cellular component: membrane; intracellular membrane-bounded organelle. Lineage: Eukaryota; Metazoa; Arthropoda; Insecta; Hymenoptera; Athaliidae. Gene Ontology annotation, molecular function: ATP hydrolysis activity; lipid carrier activity; ABC-type transporter activity. The record is from RefSeq and is a predicted model, not a curated record. The coding region runs from base 2389 to 7632 and encodes 1747 amino acids. Gene Ontology annotation, biological process: lipid transport; transmembrane transport.
AACCUGAUUUGGUCGUUUGCUUCCAGUUUCGUACGAAGGUUUGUGAAUCAUUAGAGUAACCUUAGUCGUCCCGUGACCUUCAAUGUGGGGAAAAGGUUAGACGAUGAUGUCACCCCGAUUUAUUAAAUUCAAAGCCCAUAAUUCAAGGUUCACAUACCGGAGGUUCACUAUUUAGAGGUUCAAAAGAGCCUUCUUGGUUCGUAGGGAAUUAUACUUGGAUAUACUCACCAGCUGUUACGUGUUGGAGAAAUUUUAUAAUUUCAGCUCUGUGAUGAUGAAAAGUCUUAAUAUACGCGUCAAAAUUUGCCGGAGCGAAUCGCCGCCAAGUACCCUAAUUGAAAUUCUAAUUCAAUAUCUAGUUGAAAAAUUCGGGGAAAGUUUUUUUCCUAUGGAUUAUUGUUUGCUAAGGUACUGUAACGAUAUUUAUAGAGAGAGAGAGAGAGAGAUUGAAAGUGAAAGGAAGAGAGAAAGAGAAAGACAGAGAGAAAGAGAAAAGGAAAAGAAAUAAGAAAGGAUUAUCUCCGCUAAUCCAAGGUUCGCAAAGCGAAAUCGUCUUCUUCUCUGUGGAACGUCGUGGAAGUCAGACGUGCCAAAGACAAGGUCGUUGAAUUGAUAAUUGGCAUAGAAGAAAUUAAUUAACAUAUGGAGUCAUCCAUGGGAAAAUGAAAGCAAAGAAUCCCAGCAACUGCAGCCAAAAAAUUACCAAGUAACAUCACCCACAGGGAAGCAGCCACCAUUUACGUCGCUCACGAAAGAUAAGUCGCGCAAUAUAUCUCUCUCUCUCUCUCAUUUUACUAUAAAAUUGACGUCUUUUAAACAUAUCUUUGAUCUUUUUAUAUAUAUAUAUAUAUUAUCUAUAACUGUCAUGUUUAAUUUAUUCUAAAUGUACGUAUGUCGUUAAGCACCGAUUUUAUUUAUACUAUUUUAUUUUUACACAUUAUUUAUUUAUUUAUAUGUCCGAAACGUUAAUGAUUCGUUUUUAAUUUCUGUUCUUUGCCAGACUAAUUUUACUGGUCUACAUACAUAUAUAUUUAAAAUUGACUGACUAUCAAAUGAGGGCAUAUUUUCGUCUAUAAAUGAUAAAAUAACGGCCCCUUUUCAAGUUUACGGACACAAAAGACGGUUAACCGAUUUUAGUGGAUGUGUGCGAAUAUUAGUGCGUUUUGAGUGAUUUCAUCAGUUAGGAAUUAGGCACUCAAUUUCUUUAUUAUACAAAUCCAAAACUGUUCGAAUAAUUUUUCAUUUUUAUUUGGAAAGAAUUAUAGUUUAAAAGAAAAAGAAAUUGUAAUAAAUAAUAAUGAUAAUAUUCGAAUAAUAAUAUACCUAUAAAUUUACUACAGUACCCAGAAGGUAUAUAAAUUUUUUCAUCUCUUAAUUUCCAUAAUAAAUAGGUUAAAAUAUUUUUUUUCUGGUUCAAGUGUCUGAAUCGGUCAGCACGCGCAAAACUCACUUCACUUUAUUUUCAUCUUGGAAUAAAAAUCAUAAAUACUUGUAGCUGAGUUGCGGGAGACGAAACUUGUUUUGUAGAGGAAAAUUCCUGCUCGUUGAAAAUUGUUCGUCGGAUUUUCGACAACUGCAAUAGUUUUUGAAAUAUUCGCACAAAACCAAAUAAUUGACUAAAUUGUUAAUAACUUUUGCAAUUUUUUCGUCCGCUACUACAAAUUUUUCAAAAAGUUUCUAAACGCCAUGCGGAAUCGAAUGGAACUAGAAUUCACCAAAAUGGUACAAGUGGACUCGACUAUAUUCCAGCAUUUAUAAUACACGGCAUGUUUCUAGCAUAUUUUGACCCGAAAACAAAACUCAUCGCCAAGUACAUUAACUUUUCCAAAUCAAUUGCCACCGAAAAGUCAUUCCCCGAGAAUGUUCGUAAAAUCAAACUCUUCGGAGAAAAAAGGAUCCAAAUCAAUCAUUGUGCCAAGUACAUACUAAGCAUACGUUACUAUGCAUCGUACAUAGAAUUACUAAAGAAGACUAGAAUUAUCAAUUUAAUGAAUAUAAAAUUUGAAAGAAAAUGAAAAAAUAAAUAGAAUUAAAUUUGAAAAUAAAAAUAAAAAGACAAAGAAAAUUAGAUCAAAUUUGGAAAAAAAUAAAAUAAACAAGUGGAGUAAGAGGUCCUUGAGGGGCUAAUGUUGUAUUGCUAAACAAGUAUUCUAGAUUUUGUUUUUCGAAAAGUCCGCUUCAGGGGGCUCUGGUCCGUUAUUCGGUGCCUUUGUAAAUUGUGCAUGUUUCGCAUGAUUGGAGUUGGAGUUGGUAUCAGUGACAGCUGGUUUGCAGCCUCGCAGAAAUAAAUCACUUACUAAUUGGAACUGAUUUUAUUCGUUUGUAGCUGAGUGAUCUGUUGUUUUACCGAGGAGUGAGCUGUAAUUAUAUACGACUGCGUUCACACGGAUGACACACAACCAUGGAAAAUCAAGCGGUGGUGGGGUCGCUGGGACAGCCUCAAUAAAUCAAGAAAAAAGGGACAGUCUGACGAUGGGGUCCUUCGGCGUGUACAUGUCCCAGUUGCGGGCCAUGCUCACACGAAAUCUUCUCCUGAAAAAACGAGACAAGCGGAAGACAACGGCGGAGAUCAUAUUGCCGCUCUACACCCUCGGAAUUCUUAUAAUCGUGAAAGUCUUGAUACCAAAUCCAAAUUAUCCUGCGAUGACGACGCCGAGGGAGAACGGUGAUGUGUUGGAGUACUUCAACCCGAUGCGAAACCACACGAUAGCAGUGGUGCCCAACUCUACCGAGACUCUGAAUUUUCUGCAUGCGAUGAAUACGCUGUGGCUGUCGAUGUGGGAUACCCCGUCGAAGCUACCCUUAAAUUUCAUGGUCUUCGACACGAAAGAUGAUCUGCAGGCGGCUUAUUGGCGGGAUCCUUAUAGUGUGCCGCUCGCUGUGAUAUUCGAGAAUCCCUCGCCGAUAUCGGAACGUCUCGAGUACGAAAUAAGAACAAAUCCUUCGUACCUAUCGACACCUUCGCCAACCGAGAUGUACUCAUCACCUGUGACCUGCCGGAAAGAUACUAACCAUUGGAUGGGCGGAGUUUUGUCUAUAGAAACCGGAGGCUCGUGCCCAGUUACCAAUUAUUAUUAUUCCGGAUUUAUUGCUCUCCAAAUGCUCCUCGACGUUACAAAGAUAAGGCUCAGAAGUGAAAGAAACGACAUCACAAUACCUACGAUAAAGCUAGAGAUGUUUCCAAAGGAGGCGUACACCGCAAACUGGAUCCUUUACUUCAGGGUUGUCAUUCCGCUCUAUAUGGUUCUGGCCCUGUCGCAAUUCAUCACUUACCUGUUGAUAUUAAUUGUCGGUGAGAAGGAAAACAAAAUCAAAGAAGGAAUGAAGAUAAUGGGUUUGAAGGACUCCGUCUUUUGGCUUUCGUGGUUCAUCAUCUACGCAGUGUUUGUUUUGUUACUUUCCGCAGUUGCUGUCGUCCUGUUAUUCACAUUGCAGAUGUUUCAGCACACACAUUUUUUACCGAUAUUUCUUCUGGUGGUUUUAUACAGUUUUUCCGUAAUUAUGUUCGGGUUUAUGAUUACGCCAUUCUUCGACAAGUCAAGGACCGCUGGAGUACUUGGUAAUUUUGCAGUGACGAUAUUGAGUCUCAUGUAUUUCAUACAAGUAUUCGUGGACGACUCAAGCUCAAUAGCGUUUUGGGUGGCUUCGUUGAUCAGUCCUUCUGGGGUUGCUUUAGCCAUGGACAAGGCGCUCGUCUUGGAUCUUCAAGGGCAAGGUGUGAACUUUGACAACCUUUGGUCUGGUCCAGGUAUACCAUUCGGUGGAAGUCUUAUUAUGAUGACGCUGGAUAUAUUUCUCUACAGUUUGCUGGCCUAUUAUCUUGACUCGGUUGUCCCCAGUGAGUAUGGGGUCAAAAGAACGCCUCUCUUCUGCUUCACUCCUGGAUUUUGGUGCCGAAGGAAGGUGCAACGGGUGCCCUCGUCGAACGGAGAGUCAAAUUCCUUUAUUCCCGGAGAAGAAACGAAUCGUGACGUAGAACCCGUGGUACGGGAGAUGAAAGGAAGGGAGGCUAUCAGAAUAGUUGACCUCUACAAGUCCUACCAAAAAUGUCGGAAGCCUGAGGUAAAGGCUGUGAACGGAAUAAACUUGACGAUCUACGAGGGUCAGAUCACGGCUAUCUUAGGUCACAACGGUGCAGGUAAGACGACGCUGUUCAACAUUCUGACCGGGUUGACCGCGCCGUCCGGUGGCACAGCAUUGAUCUUUGGCUAUGACGUGAGGGAUCACAACGACAUGCAGAUGAUUCGAAGUAUGACCGGAGUCUGUCCGCAGCAUGACAUUCUUUUCGACCUAUUGACGCCGAGGGAACAUUUGGAGUUCUUCGCAGCUGUACGAGGGAUACCACGGGCGAUGAUCGAUGUUGAGGUGAAUAAGACGCUCAAAGACAUCGACUUGACUGAGAAGGCGGACGCUUUUGCCAAAUACCUGAGUGGUGGACAAAAGCGCAAGUUAUCCGUAGGGAUCGCCAUUAUAGGCGAUCCGAAGAUAAUAAUUCUAGACGAACCUACGGCGGGAGUCGAUCCCUACUCGCGACGUCAAAUGUGGUCCUUCCUCCAGUCGAGACGCCAUGGUAAGGUGAUCCUGCUGACCACACAUUUUAUGGACGAAGCUGACAUUCUGGCGGACAGGAAAGCCGUCAUUAGCAAGGGAAAGUUGCGAUGCUGCGGAAGUUCACUCUUCCUGAAGAAUAAAUUCGGGAUCGGAUAUCAUCUGACGCUAGUACUAGAGGGAAAUCCUCGGGAGCAUGCAAUAACACGUCUCGUGUCAUCCCACGUAUCCAAAGCGGAAAAAGCGCGACGCCAUGGCCGCGAGCUUAGCUUCAUACUUCCUCAUAAUUCUGUUGAGAACUUCGCUCCAUUAUUUUCAGCCAUUGAGCAGGAAAUUAAAACGAAGAGUAGCAGACUUGGAAUCAGCAGUUAUGGCGUUUCGAUGACGACGUUAGAAGAGGUUUUCCUUCACUUAGAAAAGGACGAAGAAACCGAAUGCACGAUGGAUAACUUGUCGAAAAAAAUGGUCCGGAAUCGAGCUUUGAGCAGGUCUCUGUCGCUACAGUCGAAAAGCACUUCAUACCAAAGUUUACAAAAUGAGGGAGCAACCAUUCAAGCUGAUGGCCAGGUCAAAGCUGCAGGCGACCUUCCCGACAGAGUGCAUAACGAUAAAAAUCCAGUUAUACUGGGAUUAGGAUUAGAUCCCAUCAAGACUCGGCCAAACUUUUGUCAGAUAUUAAAAGCAAUGCUGCGAUUGAGGCUACUCAGGUUGUUCCGAAAUAUCCAGCUUCUUUACUUUACAAUUGUUGCUCCGCUGGCUCUCGUUGCGCUCGCCCUUUACAUCAACAGUAUCCAAACGGUUGAUAUUAAGAUGCAGUCUCUUCAGCUGAAUCCCGAAACGUACGGUGAGGAAACGAGGAUUCUUUACACAAACAAUACCGACGUUAACAUUUCUUCCCUAAUGAAUUACAUAAAUACGCGGGACGCAGUAGAGGUCAACGAGUAUGAUGGGAAUUUUGUUGAGCUGCUACACGCUGCACCAAGUAUGGCAGCCUUCAAUGUAAAUGCGUACAACUUUACAAAUCUUAAUCUCACGAUGAUGUACAACGACACGAUGCAACAUUCGCUCCCCAUUUUGGUUAACCUAAUUUCUAAAGCAAUGUACAGAUUGUUCACCAACGACAACGACCCUCGACCCAUUGAGGUCAAGACACAUCCGUUUCAACAAACUUCUCAACCUCAAGAGUUCAACAUAGGCACUGGAAGUUCGGCCCUCUUUAUCGGAAUGAUAUUUGUGCUGAUACCCAUAAUACUUGCCGUUGAUAUGGUGUACGAUAGAGAGAUAAAGGCAAAGAAUCAGCUCCGGGUAAACGGGCUUUCUUUCUCGAUGUACUUUCUAACGUACUUCAUUGUCCUCGUGGGAUUGAUGGCGUUCAUCAGUCUCUGCAUCCUAGGAAUAAUAUUUAUAUUCAAUGUCCCGUCUCUUCAGGAACCACCUGCGCUAAUAACCUUAGCUGUUUUGUUAAUGCUUUACUGCCCCUCCUCCAUUCUUUUCUCCUCAUGCCUAAGUUAUAUUUUCGAUAAAAUGGAUUCCGCUCAAAGUAUUCUACCGAAUAUAGUGACGAUCCUCGGAAUGGUACCUUUCCUUCUUGUCAUGGGACUCGACAUGUUGGGGCUGGGUGGAACAGCGGCUUUCGCUUUGCACGUUGUUCUAUCUCUCCUGAACACGAUGUACGUUCCGUACGCGGCUGUUUAUUAUGUGGAUCGUGUCCACCUGAUGUGUUCGAUAAACGCAGCGUGUCAUCACCUAACCAUGUCAGAUUAUUUUACGACGGAAAUCAUACUGAUGGCCGUCGGUGUCAUACUCCACAUACCGAUUUGGUUCAUCGUUUUAAUUUUAUUGGACGUCAAAAAGACCGGUGGAAACGUUGGUGACGCCCUCAAAUACUUUCUGCGUAACGGGGGAUCGAUAGGUGAGGAAAUAAUGGAGAACUCGGACGUCGGUGAACACGAAGAUGCUGACGUGAAAAUGGAAAGGCAAAGAGUCUUCAACUUGAUGGCUUCUUCCGUCCAAGAGCCACCCGUCGUAAUGGUCCAGAAUUUGCGCAAAGAGUACCGAAACCGUGGAGUUGGUUCGUGUAACUGCUGUACGAAAAGGGAGGAAGAGCAGCCAGCACCAAAAAGAAAGGUGGCGGUACGCAAUCUUUCAUUGGCUGUUGAGCCCGGCGAAGUAUUCGGUUUACUCGGACACAAUGGUGCCGGUAAAACGACUACGAUGAAAAUAAUCAUCGCUGAAGAAGCGGCGAGCAGAGGACGGGUUCAAAUAGGAGGUAGUAAUAUAACGUCACAAAUGACAGAGGCCUUCCGACAAAUGGGUUAUUGUCCGCAACAUGAUGCCCAAUGGAAGAACAUCACUGUCAGAGAACACCUCGAAUGUUACGCUGCGAUACGUGGAGUACCGUCUAGCGACAUCGGCAGAAUUGUGGAUCUCUACCUGUCGGGUCUUCAAAUCCACGAGCACGCUGAUAAACAGUCACAGGAGUGUUCGGGUGGUACAAGAAGAAAGUUGAGUUUUGCAAUGGCUAUGGUUGGUGGUCCAAAGGUUGUCCUAAUGGACGAACCAAGUACAGGAAUGGAUCCACGUUCGAAGAGGUUUCUCUGGGACACAAUCCUAGCAAGCUUCCAGCUUUCGGUUGCACAGGGUGGUAGAGGGGCGAUUCUGACUACCCACUCGAUGGAAGAGGCGGACGCCUUAUGCUCUCGAGUGGGUAUAAUGGUGAAGGGUGAACUUCGUUGCAUAGGAUCGACGCAGCACCUAAAAAAUCUCUACGGCGCUGGUUACACCUUGGAGAUGAAACUCCUCGGAGGUGAUUGCACACCAACCACUCCUUCUGGUGACCGUAUUUCAGGACUCAAAGAUUUUGUUGCCGAUCUCUUCCCCGAUGCUACUCUUGAAGAAAGUUUCGCAGACCGACUUGUAUUCGGCGUUCCACAACACGCUGUUCGAUCUUUGGCCGAAUGCUUUACUCAACUAGAAAAAGCAAAAAUCGAAUUGGAUAUCGAGGAGUACAGCUUCAGCCAGACCACUUUGGAACAAGUAUUUUUGAAAUUUUCUCACUACGACGAAGUGAACGGAAGCGAAUAAUAUGGACGAAAUAUUAGUGUUUCAAAUGAUAAUGAAAAUAAAUUACGAAAUAGUCGCACUAUAUGUAAUAAUAAAACAACAAUAAUAAUAAUAAUCAAGAUAACAUUUAUAAUAAUAAUAAUAGUCACUAAUAAUAAUAAUAACAUUAA